This is a messenger RNA of Gopherus flavomarginatus (Mexican gopher tortoise), 4128 nucleotides long. It is a transcript of the gene FGF10, whose product is annotated as fibroblast growth factor 10. Gene Ontology annotation, cellular component: cytoplasm. Bases 538 to 1173 code for a protein of 211 amino acids. Gene Ontology annotation, biological process: positive regulation of gene expression; positive regulation of epithelial cell migration; positive regulation of canonical Wnt signaling pathway. Gene Ontology annotation, molecular function: chemoattractant activity; type 2 fibroblast growth factor receptor binding; growth factor activity. The transcript is spliced from 4 exons. NCBI's taxonomy places the organism in Eukaryota, Metazoa, Chordata, Testudines, Testudinidae. The record is from RefSeq and is a predicted model, not a curated record.
UUUGUUUUUGUUUUUUUUUUUGUUUUGUUUUUUUUUUUUUGAUACUUUCUGGAGGAUUCAAAGCAAAACAAAGAAACUGCCUCCUCCUGGGCUGUCAGUGAAAAGGGGCGAGUUGUACAACUGGCUUGCGCUUUGCCAAGGAAAGGGGGUGGGGAAAUCAGAAGAAGACCUUUCUGCAUCUAAGAUGGUAAAGAAAGGAGGGAGGAAGAGAACGAAAUAACCACGGGGAAGCCUCAGACCAGGUUGGGGAGGGGGGGUGAGAGUAAAAGGAAAGAGGAUUAACCACCACCACCACACAAAAACCCCACCAACUUUCUUCUGUGAGGGAGGACUCGAAGGAUUAAAAAGGCAGCAACUUCUGAGGCGAUUUGUCCCGAGUUAUGGAUGUUGGUGCCCUCGCUUCAGGCCAGAUCAGAGCUCAGAGGGCUCUAACCAGAAGCCGCAGCCACCAGCUCUCCAUUUGCCUUUUACCAGGUUUUACCCUUCCAGUAUGUUUCUUCUGAUGAGACAUUUUCCAGCGCCCAGUGUUUCAGUACAAUGUGCAAAUGGAUACUGACAAAUGGUGCCUCAGCCUUUUCCCACCUGCCUUGCUGCGGGUGCUGCUGCCUCUUCCUGCUGCUCUUCUUGGUGUCUUCUGGGUCUGUCAUCUGCCAGGACAUGCGGUCUCCGGUGGCCACCAACGCGUCUUCUUCGUCCUCCUCCUCCUCUUCAUCCUUCUCCUCUCCUGCCGGUGCGGGGAGGCACGUGCGGAGCUACAAUCACCUCCAGGGAGAUGUGCGCUGGAGGAAGCUCUACUCUUACAACAAGUACUUUCUCAAGAUUGAGAAGAACGGCAAGGUCAGCGGGACCAAGAAGGAGAACUGCCCGUACAGUAUAUUGGAGAUAACAUCUGUGGAAAUUGGAGUUGUGGCUGUUAAAUCGAUUAACAGCAACUAUUAUUUAGCCAUGAACAAGAAAGGAAAAGUCUAUGGCUCUAAAGAAUUUAACAGCGAUUGUAAACUGAAGGAAAGAAUAGAAGAAAAUGGAUACAACACAUACGCAUCCUUAAAUUGGAAGCACAAUGGAAGACAAAUGUUUGUGGCCUUGAAUGGAAGAGGAGCUACAAAGAGAGGACAGAAAACAAGGAGGAAAAACACCUCAGCUCACUUCCUUCCAAUGGUAGUAAUGUCAUAGAUGAAGGAACUGUUUUAUUGAUGCAGUUGAACCAAAGGCUCUUUUGUCAAGUAUACUUGGUAAUCCUCUUGAAGAGUAAAGGCAAAGAAACAGUGCAGACGUCUGCCUGUUUGAAAAAGGGGGGGAAGCCUUUGAAGGUUUUGUGCUCAUUGCUGGCACAUGAAGGACUUUUAAUUAGUUCUGUGUCAUAUCUUAUAAUCAAGAUACAAGCUGGAUCAAAUGGGAUGGGAACUAUUCCCAGUGUGAAUAAUGUUUUUUUAUCUCUGUGAUAGAACUUGCAGGACGUGAGACAAUCUGUUGAAUGAUCUUUGGGAAAAGUUAUUUAUGGAAUACUAACUCAUAUCAAAGACCUUCAUUGCUCAUUCAAGCCUAAUGAUCCAAUGAACAGUUAAACACGCAAGCAUUUACUGGAAGCACUUGGGUCAUAUGCACAAAUAAAGAAGUUUCUGGAGUGGCCUCAUGGAAGAAUGGAUAGGAUUAAGAAAUAUAAGCAUAUUAGAGUUAAACUAUUCUAACAAAAUAAAUAGUAUGGUUUGCCCAUGUAUUCUAACUUCAUUCCUUUUUAUUUUUCUCUAAGUUAUUUAUUUAAUAGGAUGUUAAAUAUCUUUUUUUGGUUUUAAAUGAUUUCCUCGGUUGCUUCCUUAUUUUUCCCCCUUUUUUCAGCUUUUCUUGUAGGGGUUGAUAUAGUAAACUUUCAAAACCUUACUGACUGCCUGAGAAUAGGAAACUGACAAGUCUUUAAGGUAAAGUCAGCAUUGCAGUGAAUAUGUCCAAUCUGUUUUCUUCUAAACUGUUUUGCACUUAAGCAAAAGGACCUGAAGCAGUGCUCAGAUUUAUCACACACAUUGGAUGUGUUUAUGUUUGUGAAUCCUACCUGCCAUCACUCAAAAACAAACUUCAAGGAAUACAUUGUCAGGAGGGUUUUGUUGCUUGUAUGAAAUGGAUGGAGAGGGCCAAAUCUGUACUCAGGUGCACUCGUGUUUGGCAUGUGUAUGUAAUUCAGAUCCCAUUGAUUUGUAUUUGGGAUUAAUGUAAAGUCUUACUUAGGGGUCUGAUCCAAAAUUCAUUGCAGUUAAUGGGAAUCUUUUCAUUGCCUUUAGUGAUCUUUGGAAACAUCCCUAAAUGCGGCUUAAGUCCAUUGAUUUUAAUGAGAUUGCAAUGUUGCAUGCAUUUAAAUACAAGCAGAAUUAUCCUGUGGAAUUGGAAGCACCUGACAGCAACAUUUGGCUCCCGAAAAGUGAGUCCAAAAAGAGCACACUCCUGCAGUCUUUAUUCAGUUAACCUGCAUAAUUCAACCAAAUUGUCCUCAUUAACAGCUUGAAGAGUCUCAGACAUAUAUUGAGAGUAUUUCCUGAAUAAACAUCAUAGGAUAUUCAUGAUCAUGCAUUUAUCAGAGACUACUUUCACAUGCAUAUAAUAUUAUGAGAGCCAGCUUAAAAACAGCAUCCGUAUCUCAAGUUAGAAUAUCUUUCAUAUCCAUUACAAUAAAUGAAUGCUCAAAAAACACAUCAGGCACUUUUUAUGUAAUGUUACUAUUCCCAUGGCUUAAUUUGAGCAAAUGAGUUUAAGCCUAUUAUGAAGUCUGGUCAUCCUAAAAGAAUAUAAGGUUUGUUUUUUGCUUUACUUAUUUCUGUAAAUGUAGAGAGCUAUGGAUAGCUCAUCAAUAUAACCGUACUGAGAUUCAUUUUGUUAGAGCAGAUGAAUAGAAAACAGUACAUCAGCCAACAUGUACCACUGUCUUCACAUUGUAUUCCACUAAAUAAAUGCAUAAACUUCUCUGCAGUGUCUGUAGUGAGAAAAAAAAAGUAGUAUAAUAUUUUUUCUGAAUACUUUAAGUGAUAACUAUGAGAUUAUAUUGAUGUGCAGUUCUAUCUUCAGUAUUGUUGGGAAAAAGUUGGUUUUAUUUUUAUUGUUUGGAAACUGUAUUUUGAUACAAAGGAGAGUCUUGAUAAAUGUGUCUUUUUUUAAAAAAAAACACUAAAGUUUUACCUGUAGAAAGGCUGGUGUUCUUGUGAUCGUCUAUAACUUAUUUGAGUCAAUGCUUAACCAGCACUUCCAAUGUUAAUCGUUAUUUAAGUAUUAGCUGUGUAUUAAAAAAAAAAAGCAGUAGCAGCAGCUUUCCCAUAACAUGUAAAACAAAGAACAGUCAGAUUGUAUUUCCUGUUCCUCCAAAAAAGUUGGCUGUUUUAUAACAAAAAAGUGCAUUUCAGGCACAAUAUUUUGGCUUGUAGCUAACAUUGCAUUUCAUGGUAUUUGGUUUCCAACCUAUUUGUUGAUGAAUGAGAUUUUUAAAAAAAUCUACCUACAGUAGAAUUUCAGAUGUUAAAAUUAAAUUUGUAAUUGAGACUGAAAAGCAAAACUUGUCAUAUUAAGAGGGAGGUUUUCUUGUUUAAAUUUUUAAAGUAAUAAUUGCAUAUGACAAUGUAUAAUGGACCACCCACAACAAAAAUUAAAUGUGUGGUUGAGAAAAUAUAGUAUUGGAUAACCACUUUAACAACAUCUAUGGUACAAACUAGGUUCUCAUUUCACAGAACCAUUUACAUGACUUAGGGGAGUGUAUAUGUAAACGUUCAUAAUUACAGGAUUUCAAAACACUAAAACAGCUUCUAGCAAAACAUGUCGCUGCUCACAGAGGCCAAGAAUAGAAAAUAUCACUUUUCUGAAAUGAGAAGAGGUGGGGACAGGAGCCAUUCUGUGGAACGAAUGGUUGGUUCCUGAUGGUUAACAAAAAUAAAACAUUCUUGAAGGAAAAUGAUGGCCUGCACUAUAGGCAUGCUCUGGUAUUUAGUGUGGUAGAAUUGUGCUGCAGACAGUCUUCCCAGAGUAUUAGAGUUCCUUUUACCAUAAGAGGAGACUCCUGAUCAAGUUGAAGAGGGUGGGUUUUUUGUUUUUGUUUUUUUUAAAGGCUGAUCAACAAUGUACAGUAUGUUAUAUUUAAAUAAAAAAUAAUAAAAU